AUGCCAAAUACCCUCCCUGUCCUUGCAGAGGGCGAGGGCGAACCUAUUGCGUCGGCUUUUCCCCUCCCACCUCAGUUCAACCCCAGCUGGGCUCAGCACAGCAAAUGCCUGCGGAAGCCGUGGCGGCAGAGAGGCGCUCUCUCGGACACGACAGCUGUGGCAAAGCCGAGUGCUGCUGCAGUAAUCCAAAUCAAACGGUCGAAUCGAAUCGAAUCGCAUCGCAUCGCGUCCCGGACGUCGUUCGAGUCGAGUCGAGUCGAGUCUUCAGCACCACAAGCCUCGCCCCCCCUCCCCUCUCCAGUGUGCGACGUCGCCCGUGCCUCGGACUAG
Trichoderma aggressivum f. europaeum is the source of this 330-nucleotide messenger RNA. RefSeq lists its product as uncharacterized. Lineage: Eukaryota; Fungi; Ascomycota; Sordariomycetes; Hypocreales; Hypocreaceae. Bases 1 to 330 code for a protein of 109 amino acids. The transcript has a single exon. The record is from RefSeq and is a predicted model, not a curated record.